Molecule: messenger RNA, 1936 nt
Organism: Rattus norvegicus (Norway rat)
Lineage: Eukaryota; Metazoa; Chordata; Mammalia; Rodentia; Muridae
Gene: Ugt2b7
Product: UDP glucuronosyltransferase family 2 member B7
Exons: 6
Coding region: 19-1608 (529 amino acids)
Cellular component (GO): endoplasmic reticulum membrane
Molecular function (GO): UDP-glycosyltransferase activity; glucuronosyltransferase activity
Source: RefSeq, marked validated
AGGACUUUGAUCUUCAGGAUGCCUCAGAAGUGGAUUUCUGCUCUGCUCCUACUGCAGAUAAGUUUCUGCUUCAGAUCUGGGAACUGUGGGAAAGUGUUGGUGUGGCCAUUGGAAUACAGUCACUGGAUGAAUUUAAAGAUAAUACUGGAUGAACUUGUACAGAGGGGACAUGAAGUCACUGUUCUCAGACCUUCAUCUUCUGUCUUUCUUGAUCCCAAAAAAGCAUCUGGUCUUGUAUAUGAAACAUUUCCUACAACUUCCAAUAAUGAUGAAGUAGAAAAGUUUUUUACCCAGUGGGUGAAUACGUGGACAUAUGAUGUGCCAAAAUAUACAUGUUUGAGAUACUACCCAUCUUUGAACAAAAUGUUUGGGCAAUUUUCUGAUUUGUGGUUACAGCUUUGUAGAGAAGUUGUUUCAAACAAACACCUUAUGGCAAAACUAAAGGAAUCCCAGUUUGAUGUGGUCCUUUCAGAUGCUGUUGGUCCCUGUGGUGAGCUGAUAGCUGAGAUACUGCAGUUACCAUUUGUGUACAGUCUUCGCUUUGGUAUUGGCUAUGGAAUAGAAAAGUACAGUGCGGGACAACCCUUCCCUCCCUCUUAUGUACCUAUUAUUUUGUCAGGAUUAAGUGGUCAAAUGACAUUCAUGGAGAGAGUGGAAAAUAUGCUAUGUUUACUUUAUUUUGAUUUUUGGUUCGAGUCAUUUCCUGCUAAGGAUUGGGAUCCAUUUUUCAGCGAAAUUUUAGGAAGACCCACUACAAUGGUUGACACAAUGAAGAAAGCAGAAAUAUGGCUCAUUCGGUCCUACUGGGACUUGGAGUUUCCCCGCCCAUCCUUGCCAAACAUUGAGUUUGUUGGAGGACUUCACUGCCAACCUGCCAAACCAUUACCUAAGGAAAUGGAAGACUUUGCACAGAGCUCAGGAGAACAUGGUGUGGUGGUGUUUUCUCUGGGGUCGAUGAUCAGGAACAUAACACAAGAAAGGGCUAACACAAUUGCAUCAGCCCUGGCACAAAUUCCACAAAAGGUUUUUUGGAGAUUUGAGGGCAAGAAACCAGACACCUUAGGACCCAAUACUCGGGUGUUCAAGUGGAUACCCCAGAAUGACCUUCUUGGUCAUCCAAAAACUAAGGCUUUUGUAACUCAUGGUGGAGCCAAUGGCAUCUAUGAGUCAAUCCAUCAUGGGAUCCCCAUGGUUGGCAUCCCUUUAUUUGCAGAACAACGUGAUAACGUUGCUCACAUGGUAGCCAAAGGAGCAGCUGUUUCUCUAGAUUUUCAUACAAUGUCCAGUUCAGAUUUGCUCAACGCACUGAAGGCAGUCAUCAAUAAACCCUCCUAUAAAAAGAAAGUGAUGUGGUUGUCAGCCAUUCACCAUGACCAGCCUCUGAAGCCUCUGGACAGAGCAGUCUUCUGGAUUGAGUUUGUCAUGCGUCACAAAGGGGCCAAGCAUCUGAGACCACUUGCACAUAACCUUGCCUGGUAUCAGUACCACUCUCUGGAUGUGAUUGGAUUCCUGCUUGCCUGUGUGCUGGCCAUUGUUUUACUUGCUGUAAAAUGCUGUCUGUUUCUUUACCGAUUUUUUGUAAAGGUGGCAAAGAAUAAAAGGGACUAGGGUUCUUUAAGAAGGAAGGCUGUGAUCUGUGGUCGUGAUGGGCAUGACUACUCCCUUUAUUGCUGGAACUAUAUAUCAGAUGCUCCUUGUUUUAGAAGACAUUGAGCUAAUUGAUUUAUCUAUAGAUGUUACACUAUAAGUUAAGAAAGUAACCAUUUUAAAUCUUUAUUUUCUCAAAUAAAUUGUUUUCAUAUUGAUUCAUCGAUGUGAUAGUGCUGAGGAUAAUGAUAAUCCCUGAAACACCAACUUGCUUAUGGGCAAAGAAUAGGAAGCCUAAACUUUUUACUGUGAAUUUUCAGAUAUUUAUAAAAUAAAAUUGAAUAAAAUU